AUGCCCAUCGCUCGCAGGGACCAUAGUUCUCUCCAGUUUCCCUGCGGUUACUUACACUGCGCACGUCAUUUCAAGUCUCAGGGAGGGCGCAAAAAACACUGGAACACCUCACACUCAAUAUUCGGACCAGCUCCUGCUACCACCAGCGUCUCACACACUGCUACCACCAGCGUCUCGCACACCACUACAGUUGAAGAGCAGCCUGAAGUACUGGAUGGCCACUUCUCAGCAGGUCAUGACAACAUCUCUGCAGGCGGUGACAAUUUUCCUGCGGGUACAUCUGACCCAAGUCAGGCACUUAAUGAGCCUGACAUUCCAGAUAAUUUGAACGCAGAAUUUUUUGGGCCGGGUGAUAGAUUAUACCGCAACUAUCACCCAAAACUAAAUGCUCGUCCUUGCGACGUGACAGGACGAUUCCUUGCAGAUGGAGCGCCCCCGACACCACCUCCAAUCAAGUCACCCGAUGACUGGGCUCCAUAUCGAAAUCGUGUCGAGUUCGAGACUGCAGAAUUUCUGUACACGCGCAACCAAAUGUCUGCCGGAGACAUCAAUAUCUUAUUGGAUCUUUGGGCUGCAACCCUCCUCAAAUACAACGACAAACCUCCGUUUGCGGACCACCGUGAUUUGUAUAAAACUAUUGACGCUACGCCAGUGGGUGAUGUCAAAUGGCAAUCCCUCAAGGUCCAGUACACUGGGGAGAAGCCCGAAACCAAUGUACUACCCUGGAUGGACCAAUCUCACGAUGUCUGGUACCGAGACCCCCAUGAGGUUAUUCAGAACAUGUUGGGGAAUCCGGACUACGCUACAGAGAUGGAUUAUCGGCCCUACCGUGAGUAUUUGACUGAUGGCGAUGAACGCCAAUGGCAGGACUUCAUGUCUGGUGACUGGGCAUGGAACCAAGCGGAAACUAUUUCUGAAGAUCCGGAUACACUCGGCUCAACGUUUGUGCCGGUUAUACUCGGAAGCGACAAGACAACAGUCUCAGUGGCGACUGGUGCCAACGAUUACUAUCCCUUGUAUGUAUCAAUCGGGAACGUUCGUAAUAAUGUCCGACGUGCACAUCGUGAUGCCGUUGCCAUUAUUGGCUUCCUCGCUAUGCCAAAAACUACAGAGGAGCACGCAAAAGACUCAAAAUUUCGGAAAUUCCGUCGGCAACUGUUUCAUUCAUCUGUCGCCAAGAUUCUCGAGAACUUAAGGCCUGGUAUGACCACACCAGAGGUUGUACGCUUCGGUGACGGCCACUAUCGGCGUGUAAUUUAUGGCCUUGGACCAUACAUUGCAGAUUACGAGGAGCAGGUUCUACUAGCGUGCAUAGUGCGCAAUUGGUGUCCGAGUUUAGACACGAAGUCACUGUGUCGUCGACGUGACCAUACAGAAGCGUUAGUUGAAGAGGCAACCUAUGGUGCUUUGUGGAUGGAGUAUGGGAUUGUUGGUGACCUUGUUCCGUUCACAAACGAUUUUCCAUGCGGCGAUAUUCACGAACUUAUCGCGCCGGAUAUCCUGCAUCAACUGAUUAAGGGAACCUUCAAGGAUCACCUAGUCAAGUGGGUUGGACAGUAUCUGCAACAUGUCCAUGGUACGAAAGAAGCGGAGAGAAUUCAAGCUGAUAUAGAUCGAAGAAUUGCUGCGGUUGCUUCAUUUGCAGGUCUCCGACGAUUUCCAGAAGGUCGGGGAUUCAAACAAUGGACGGGCGAUGAUUCAAAAGCCCUCAUGAAGGUCUAUUUACCUGCCAUCGAAGGUCACGUCCCAACAGAUGUGGUGCGCACGUUUCGCGCAUUUCUCGAAUUUUGCUAUCUCGUACGGCGCAACAUCAUUACAGAAUCUACUUUAGGUCAAAUUCAGGAGGCUCUUGACCGAUUCCAUCAUUACAGGGAGAUAUUUGAAUCUACGGGUGUUGUCUUCACGUUCUCUCUCCCUCGGCAACACUCUUGUUCCCACUAUGUCCUCCUUAUCCAACUUUUUGCUGUCAAGGAGCCAUGGAGGCGCUCGAGUCGCUACAAAGCCCUUGGUCAGAUGCUGGUGACAAACCAGCGCCUCGAUAAGCUCGCAGCAGCACGCAUUGAUUUCAAGAACCGCGGAAUGUUAAACGGCACCUGUCUGUCUGCCACACUCAAGGCAUUAAUACUCUUCAACGCUGAUGUUACUAUACAGGGUGAUAACGAAGAGGGCGAAAUUGACAAUGGCCCAACACUGGUGCAGGCCCAUGUCCAGUUGGCAAAGACCCCUCAACGCAAACGCGCACACACUAUACCCGAGCUAUCCACGGAACUCUCUAUCCCCAAUCUCUACAAUGUCCUCCGCCGCUUCCUAUUCGAACAAGUGUACCCAGACGACCAGCACCCUCCCUCUGAAAUCCCGCUUUCGAGAUUCUUUAAUUCUGCAUCUUCGACAUUCUAUGCGCCCAGCGACCGCAGUGGAAUUGGCGGUAUGCGCCGUGAGCAUAUUCGUGCCUGUCCUAUUUGGAGAAACGAGGCGCCCCGGUAUGACUGUGUGUUUGUUAACACAGAUGCAAGUGUUGAAGGGAUGGUGGGCAUGGAUAUAGCGCGCGUAAUGUGUUUUUUUUCUUUCACAUUCAAUGCAGUUUCGUAUCCAUGUGCCGUUGACACUGGGAUGUGGAUUGUGACACCUUCGUUUGAUACUGACCAUUCUUUUUCUGUUGGAAUCAUCCAUAUUGAUUCUAUUUACCGUGCCGCACACCUCAUUCCAGUCUAUGGAGCACAGAUCAUUUCACGCGACAUCAAGCACCAUGACUCAUAUGAUGCUUUUCGAGCAUUCUAUCUGAACAAGUUCGCAGACCAUCAUGCUUUUGAGGUCGCAUCCUAG
Messenger RNA from Suillus bovinus, 2823 nucleotides. RefSeq lists its product as uncharacterized. The transcript is spliced from 13 exons. The coding region runs from base 1 to 2823 and encodes 940 amino acids. The record is from RefSeq and is a predicted model, not a curated record. NCBI's taxonomy places the organism in Eukaryota, Fungi, Basidiomycota, Agaricomycetes, Boletales, Suillaceae.